CACACACACACACACACACACACACAUAUACAUAGACACACAGAGGCUGACAGAGCGCCGGGGCGAAAACACAAAGAAACCGGGGGAGGCUGGACUGGAGUGUCGGACUGUCCCUGAAUGAUCAAGACCUACGGAGACAGCCAGGGCCCCUAGAAGAAGAGCUUGGAAGGCAUGCAAAGUUGUGAAAUAUCUUCAGACAGCACUGAUGAUCCCCUUAGUAGCAGCCUACGCAGUCAGCGGCAACCUCGAAUAGUAGUAAUCGGCGCAGGCUUGGCUGGCCUCGCGGCGACCAAAACCCUACUGGAGAACGGCUUAACCGAUGUCGCGGUCCUAGAGGCGUCUGACCGAAUUGGUGGGAGAGUGCAAAGCGUUCAGCACGGACAAGCGACUUUGGAGCUGGGAGCCACCUGGAUCCAUGGCGCCCACGGCAACCCCAUAUUCCACCUGGCGGAGGACAACGGCCUGCUGGAGCAUACCACGGACGGGGAGCGCAGCGUGGGCCGCAUCAGCCUCUACACCAAGAACGGUGUGGCCCACUACCUGACCAACAGCGGCUGGAGGAUCCCCAAGGACCUGGUGGAGGAGUUCAGCGACCUGUACAAUGAGGUCUAUGAGCUGACCCAGGAGUUCUUCCAGAAUGGGAAGCCCGUCGGAGCAGAGAGCCAGAACAGCGUGGGCAUUUUCACCCGUGACCUGGUGCGGAAGAAGAUCAUGGUGGACCCCGAUGACUCGGAGGCCAGCAGGAGACUCAAACUGGCCAUGCUGCAGCAGUAUCUGAAGGUGGAAAGCUGCGAGAGCAGCUCCCCCAGCAUGGACGAAGUGUCGCUCAGCGAGUUUGGCGAGUGGACCGAGAUCCCGGGUGCCCACUACGUCAUCCCUGGUGGCUUCAUCAAGAUUGUAGAGCUCCUCGCUCAAGGCAUCCCGGAGCGCGUGGUGCGGCUCAACAAGCCCGUCCGUCGGAUCUACUGGAACUACUCGGCUCAGCAGCAGGCGGAGAUCGGUGACGCCGAGGACCACAACGGAGACCGGCGGCCGGGCGCUGGCUGCCCCGUUCGCGUCGAGUGUGAGGACUGCGAGUCCUUCGCCGCCGACCAUGUGAUUGUGACGGCCUCACUGGGAGUGCUGAAGAAGAGCCACGAGUGGCUGUUUUCACCCAGUCUGCCCGAGGAUAAGGUGCUGUCCAUCCAGAAGCUGGGCAUCAGCACCACCGACAAGAUCUUCCUGGAGUUCGCCGAGCCCUUCUGGAGCCCCGAGUGCAACAGCAUCCAGUUUGUGUGGGAGGACGAGGCGCAGCUGGAGCAGCCGGUGUACCCCGAGGAGCUCUGGUACCGCAAAAUCUGCAGCUUCGAUGUGCUGUACCCGCCCGAGCGCUACGGCCACAUGCUGAGCGGCUGGAUCUGCGGCGAGGAGGCUCUGCUCAUGGAACGCUGUGACGACGAGACCGUAGCCGAGACCUGCACUGAGCUGCUGCGCAAAUUCACAGGGAACCAGAACAUUCCGAAGCCCCGCAGGAUCCUGCGCUCAUCCUGGGGCAGCAACCCGUUCAUCCGCGGGUCCUACUCGUUUACACGGGUGGGCUCCAGCGGGGGCGAUGUGGAGCGGCUCGCCAUGCCGCUACCUUACGCCAAGAGCACCAAAGCCCCGCCUCUACAGGUGCUUUUUGCUGGAGAAGCCACCCACCGAAAAUACUAUUCCACUACCCAUGGUGCUUUGCUGUCAGGGCAGAGGGAGGCGAAUCGCCUAAUAGAGAUGUACCAGGAUUUAUACAAUGCAGAAACCACGAAGCCUAACAUGUAAAACGAACCACUGACUAGUGAAUACAAAUAUGUGUUUAUGCUUUCUGUAUUUUAACUGAUACCAAUAGUAGGGCAUUAAAUCUCGUUUUUACUGUAAGUAGUCACAGUUACGUAGAUAUAAAUUCCUUGGAGAUGUACUGUUAAAAGGCGGCCGAGGCGCCGUCCUCUCCGCUCUUGAUUCCUUUCGGAUUUUUAAUCAAGAAAUUAAUAUGUUUAUAUAUUACAGUUCACUGAUUUUAACUUUUUGUAAGUGCCUUCUGUAUUUAAUGUCAUGUUACUGAAGACGAAUCCAUGGCUGAAAUGAAUAAACCAUAUGUUAAUGUCA
Molecule: messenger RNA, 2121 nt
Organism: Scleropages formosus (Asian bonytongue)
Lineage: Eukaryota; Metazoa; Chordata; Actinopteri; Osteoglossiformes; Osteoglossidae
Gene: smox
Product: spermine oxidase
Exons: 7
Coding region: 172-1797 (541 amino acids)
Biological process (GO): spermine catabolic process
Molecular function (GO): polyamine oxidase activity
Source: RefSeq, a predicted model, not a curated record